AUGGGCCUCCUCCAGUGGCUCAACCUCCGCCGCCCAAGCAAAUGGGAGGCACCCACCCUCCUUGACCACCUUCUCUCCUCUCCACUACACUUUGUCAUCACAUGCGUCUACCAGCUAAUACUCCUUCUCCGCGGCAAGCCCUUCAGACCGCCCAGCGACAAACCACCCAUCCGGGUCGUCUGUCUGUCUGAUACCCAUGACCAAAUUGUGCACAAUGUCCCGGACGGCGAUCUUUUGAUCCAUGCUGGAGACCUGACCAACUCCGGCUCGGCCGACGACAUUCAGAAGCAGAUCGACUGGCUAGCCUCCCUGCCCCACCGCCACAAGGUUGUCAUCGCAGGCAAUCAUGACAGCUGGUGCGAUGUCCGGGCACGGCUGGCCCAGGACAAGAAGGAGGCAAGAAGGGUCGAUUUCAGAGGCCUGCAUUACCUCCAGGACGGCUCCGUCACCCUGGAGUUCCACAAUGGGAGGAGAUUGAAGGUGUAUGGUGCCGCCGACAUCCCAAUGUGUGGAGGCGACGACUUUGCCUUCCAGUAUCCCGCCGAUAAAAGCCCAUGGAGAGGUAGGGUUCCCAUCGAGACAGACAUCUUGGUUACCCAUACGCCACCACGCUUUCAUCGGGACCUGGGUCUAGGCUGCCCGGGACUGCUGAAGGAGUUGUGGAGGGUAAAGCCUAGGCUGCACGUCUUUGGUCACGUCCACUGCGGCCGUGGCCAGGAGAGCCUUUACUUUGACGAGUGUCAGAAGGCUUAUGAGAUGCUAAUGUCACGCCGUAUACGGGGGCCACUUUUUGACAUGAUACCCAGCAGCAGCUGGGUCGAUGCUCUCAAGGUCAUGUAUUACGGUGUGAAUGCCGUUGCGUUCAAGUAUCUCAUGCUUGGUCCUGGCUCGAACAACGCGAGCCUCAUGGUUAACGCUGGCUGCAUGCAAGGAAAUACGGGCAAAUUAUGUAAGAGCCCGGCCCAGAUCGUGGAACUAUGA
Molecule: messenger RNA, 981 nt
Organism: Diaporthe citri
Lineage: Eukaryota; Fungi; Ascomycota; Sordariomycetes; Diaporthales; Diaporthaceae
Exons: 1
Coding region: 1-981 (326 amino acids)
Molecular function (GO): hydrolase activity
Source: RefSeq, a predicted model, not a curated record